AUGCUGUCAGAAGACCUGCGCAAUACAAGGGAGGACCUUGAGCGUCUCGAGCAGGCCAUAGCCGAGCGCUCACUCGAAGAUCCCAAACAUAUUCGAGACCGCCUGUCAAGAGACCACCAAAUCGCUGCUUUCCUGGAUCGCAUAAAGGCGCAAUCAACCCGCGCAGUCGACCUGUACAAAGACAACGAUGGCAGCCGUCUACGCGAAAUUCAAUCCAUUUCCACUGGCGACACGUUCGACGAAUUCUACAAGCAGCUGAAUAACAUCAAGGACUUCCACAAGCGCUAUCCGAAUGAACCUGUCGAGAAUCUGGAGCGCGCAUACAAGCGUAGAGCUGUCGGCGACGAUGUGCCUCUACCUUCAGAAAUUGAUACUAUGUUCACUGGAGAGGAGGCCUUCGGUCGCUACUUCGAUAUGAACUCUUUGCACGAAGAUUACAUCAACCUGCCUGGCUCAAAGAGGCGCAUCACAUACCUACAAUACUUGGACACAUUCGACGACUUCGAGGGCAUGCCCAGGCCGGAUAAGCUAAAGGAUCAAUACUUCCAAUACCUAGGAAACCUGGCCACAUAUCUUGAAAGCUUCAUGCGCCGAAUUAAGCCUUUAGAGGAUCUCGACAGACUAUUCAUCAGCUUCGACGAAGACUUCCUAAAAGCAUGGGAGAAGGACGAGGUCAGAGGCUGGCAACUCAACGCGAAAUCAACAACAGACGGACCCGCAACAGAAGGCACAGGCGAAGGAAUAUGGUGCGCAGACUGCGAAAAGGAAUUCAAGAACGACAAUGUCUACAAAGCCCACUUGACAGGAAAGAAACACAUCAAAAAUGCAGAAGCAAGAAAACAACGCACCGCAGACGGCGAAUCAACAUCUACAAAUGGCAACAGCAACCAUGCCGCAACCUCAAUUCACCGCUUGAAAGAAAAGGCUGUCGCGGAACGCGAACACCGCAUCCGCAAACUCGCCUCUGCAAUGCAAACCGAACGCUCCGACACACGCGCCAACGUCGAACGCAAACAGGGCAUGACAGACAAGGAACGCCAACAAGAACUCGCCGCUCUCUACGCCGAGACACUCGACCUUCAAUCCGCCGCCCCCGCGGCUGCAAACGACACGGAAGAACAAGACGAAGACGGCAAAGUCUACAAUCCGCUAAAACUGCCGCUCGGCUGGGACGACAAGCCCAUCCCCUUCUGGCUAUACAAACUCCAUGGCUUGGGCGUCGAGUUUCCCUGUGAGAUCUGUGGCAAUUACGUAUACAUGGGUAGAAGAGCCUUUGACAAGCAUUUCGGAGAAGCACGCCAUUUGUACGGCUUGAAGAGAUUGGGAAUCACGAAUUCGAGUAUGUUUAGGGACGUUACGGGAAUCGAGGAGGCGACGGAGCUGUGGAGGAAGUUGCAGGUUGACAAGAAGCAGGAGUCUACGGCUAGUGAUCAGGUUGUGCAGAUGGAGGAUGGAGAGGGCAAUGUCAUGCCUGAGAAGGUGUAUUAUGAUUUGCAGAAGCAGGGAUUGCUAUAG
Molecule: messenger RNA, 1515 nt
Organism: Aureobasidium namibiae CBS 147.97
Lineage: Eukaryota; Fungi; Ascomycota; Dothideomycetes; Dothideales; Saccotheciaceae
Exons: 2
Coding region: 1-1515 (504 amino acids)
Biological process (GO): mRNA splicing, via spliceosome
Cellular component (GO): nucleus; spliceosomal complex
Molecular function (GO): zinc ion binding; RNA binding
Source: RefSeq, a predicted model, not a curated record